AUGUCUGCAGUGAAAGUCAUGCUGUGGAUGUGUGUGUGUAUUUGUGUGAUUCUUACUGCUAAAGCUCAAGACACUAUGACCAACAGAGAUCAAAACAAUAAUUCAGAAAAACAGUCUCUCUCUCAGAUAGAAGUCCAAAGUAUGCGAGUGGACUGCAAGGUCGCAUCUCGUUUUGCUCACACAGUCAUGACCACCAAAGCCCUGAACACAGCCAAUGCAUCACAGGAAGUGUUCUUUGAGGUGGACUUACCAAAAACGGCCUUCAUCACCAACUUUAGCAUAGAGAUUGAGGGCAGGAUAUAUGUCAGCGAGGUGAAGGAAAAAGAGCAGGCCAGGCAGCAGUAUGAGAGUGCUGUGUCAUCCGGCCAAACUGCUGGCCUGGUUAAGGCUUCGGGAAGGAACAUGGAGAAGUUUUCUGUGUCCGUGAACAUCGCACCCCAGAGUCGAGUCACAUUCACUCUUACUUACGAAGAGCUGCUGCAACGCCAUCUUGGCAGCUAUGAGAUCAUGAUAGGUGUCCGACCGAAACAGCUGGUUCAGAAUUUUGAGAUUGUGGUAGAUAUCUAUGAACCUAACGGAAUUGCGUUUGUGGACAUCAACGGGACAUUCAUCACCAAUGAACUGCUGCCUCUAGUGAAGAAAACUGUUACUGAUAAAAAGGCACAUGUGUACUUCUCUCCUACACUGGAUCAGCAAAAGACAUGCUCAGCCUGCGAAGAAACAUUAAUUGACGGAGAUUUAUUCAUCAGAUAUGAUGUGAACCACCCACAGGAUAUAGGUGAAAUUCAGAUAAUAAAUGGCUACUUUGUACACUUUUUUGCCCCAGAUGAUUUGCCACAAAUACCUAAAAAUGUGGUAUUUGUGAUAGACCGAAGUGGCUCCAUGGAGGGAGAGAAGAUGAAACAGACUCGAGAAGCUCUGAUGACUAUAUUAAGUGAACUGCAUGAAGAUGAUUACUUUGGGCUGGUCACGUUUGAUGACACUAUAGAGUCGUGGAGACCAUUUCUUAGCAAAGCUACACCAGAGAAUGUGACAGAAGCGAAAGAAUUUGUCAAGACUAUUGAAGCAAGACACAUGACUGAUAUAAACAAUGGCCUUUUGUAUGCGGUGGACAUGCUUACCUCAGAAAAAAGUGACUCUUUCCCAGAUAUGUCCAUGAUCAUUCUACUCACUGAUGGCCGACCCAGUUCUGGCCAGCAAGAUCUAUCCAAAAUCCAAGAAAAUAUCCAUAAUGCUAUUAAUGGAAGCAUGAGUCUCUUUUGUUUGGGCUUUGGCUAUGAUGUGGACUACAGCCUUCUGGACACAUUGGCCAAGCAGAACGAUGGACUCGCUCGAAGAGUAUAUGAGGCCUCUGAUGCUGUCCUUCAACUACAGGGUUUUUAUGACGAGGUGGCUACUCCACUUCUCUUAGAGGUGAAUCUCGAUUAUCCUGGCAACGCUGUAACUGACUUGACACAAAGUCACUUUAGACAGUUCUUCAAAGGCUCUGAGAUUGUUGUAGCUGGACGUCUACAAGAACUUGAGACCAACACCUUUCAGACUGAAGUAUCAGCAAAUGGGCUGGGAGACCAGUUUGUGGUUGAGGGUCUAGCUAUUGCUGAAGAGUGGGACAGUGUGUUUCCUGAUCAGGAGUACAUCUUUGGGGAUUUCACAGAGCGACUAUGGGCAUAUCUGUCCAUCCAGCAGCUCUUGGAUAAAAGAGAGACAUGCUCCCCAGAAGACAAGGAGAACAUCACAGCUCAAGCUCUAGACCUUUCUCUGAGAUAUAACUUUGUCACGCCGCUUACCUCCAUGGUGGUCACCAAACCAGAGACCGAAGAUGAAGAUGAAACACUCAUUGCUGACAAGCUGACUGAAGAUCAGCGAGAGGACACAACAGAACAUGAUGUAAGUGCCAUCUAUGCUCUACCUCAAAUGCCUGGCAGAGCUCACCUAGGCCAAGGACUAAAACCCCAAAACUUACUCGCCUCCUAUUUUGUUGAUGGAGAUCCACACUUCAUCAUUGAGCUGCCAGAUCAGAAUGAUGCUCUGUGCUUCAACAUUGAUGACAAACCUGGUACCAUUUUCAACCUGGUUAGAGACCCACUUACAGGCAUUGUAGUGAAUGGCCAGAUCAUUGGAGAUAAAAAGGUCAUUCCAGGGACCAAGAUGCACACCUAUUUUGGGCACUUUGGGAUUGUUCAUGAGAAGUUUGGCAUCAGAUUGAUGGUGAGCACAAAGGAGAUCUUAGUGUCUGAAAAGGGAAAACAGGCAAAAUUCUCAUGGACUAACAACAAGACUUUAGAAGGACUGAACAUGGAUCUGCAGGUGAUCAAAGAUCGCAGUUUAACAGUGACCCUAAGGAACUCAGUCAAGUUUCUUAUUAUCCUGCACAAAAUAUGGAAGAUGCACCCAUAUCAUCAAGACUACCUCGGGUUCUACACCUUGGACAGUCACCUCUUUUCAAGCAAUGUCCAUGGCCUGCUUGGUCAGUUCUACCAUGGGCUGAACUUUGAGGUCAGUGACUUGUUUUCAGGCAAGGACCCUGAUAAACAAGAUGCCAACAUGUUUGUGAAAGGAAACAAGCUCACAGUUACCAGGGGCUGGAAGAGAGAUUUCAGACAGGACGUGAAGAACGGAGAAAAUGUGCCCUGCUGGUUCAUUCACAAUAACGGCACCGGGCUCCUCGAUGGAAUUCACACAGACUACAUCGUCUCUGGUCUCUUCAAAACAAUAUAGACAACAUCUGUCACUCAACCGACCUUUGCACUACACCCAAAGUACAUGUUAGCUUUCAUGUAGUUUUAAGUAUAUGAUGUGAUGGGUUUAUUUGGAUAUAAUGCGAAAUCUGACAAAGCUGGUUUAUAAAGCUGGUAAUGAUAGUAGUUUUUUUUUUUUUUUUUUUACAUAUAUAUAUAUAUACACUGGCAUUCAGUGAC
This is a messenger RNA of Onychostoma macrolepis, 2918 nucleotides long. It is a transcript of the gene itih3a.2, whose product is annotated as inter-alpha-trypsin inhibitor heavy chain 3a, tandem duplicate 2. The record is from RefSeq and is a predicted model, not a curated record. Gene Ontology annotation, molecular function: serine-type endopeptidase inhibitor activity. The coding region runs from base 1 to 2718 and encodes 905 amino acids. The transcript is spliced from 20 exons. Gene Ontology annotation, biological process: hyaluronan metabolic process. NCBI's taxonomy places the organism in Eukaryota, Metazoa, Chordata, Actinopteri, Cypriniformes, Cyprinidae.